ACCAUGGCCAGCAACAGCCCGCAGCACCAGCCCACCAUCGGCUUCCCCCGCAGGAGGAGCGCCCGCCGCCUCGCCGCUCCCCCGGCCAAGACCGACGCCGAUCUCACUGCUCUGCGCCCUUCACCCGACCUUAGAGCCCCUGAGCCCGCCCCGGGGACUCCCUCAGCCCGCACCAAAGCGCUGCCCCUGAGUCCCCGCAAGCGGCUGGGUGAUGACAACCUCUGCAAUGUCCCCUGUGCCCUACCCUGCUCCCCGGCCAAGCGCAGCAAAGAGAACCAGGGGCGCCGCUUACUCUUUGGGGACCCCCCGGCCUCCCCUGAGAAACCCAGCAGCCCGGGGCCAUCCCCACGGCGGGGGGGACAGGAGACCCCCCGCAAUUCGGGGCAGCGUGCCCGGACCCAGCUCUUCAGGCAGGAAGGUACCUGCUACCAGCAGGUGAAGCGGGUGCUGCAUGCAGCUGUGCCUGACCGACUCCAUGCCCGGGAGAAGGAGAUGGGAAUCAUCCGGCAGUUCCUGAGGGAACACAUCUGCGGCCGCCGGCCCGGCAGCCUCUACGUUUCCGGAGCCCCUGGGACAGGGAAAACAGCCUGUCUGAGCCGUGUCCUGCUCGACUGCAAGGAUGAACUCGCCAGGAGCAAAACCAUCGUCCUGAACUGCAUGUCACUGAGCAGCCCCCAAGGGAUCUUCCCUGCCGUGGGGCAGCAGCUGGGCCUGCCCGUGGCCACCGGCCGGGAGGGUCUGCGCAAGCUGGAGGCGAAGCUGACAGCCCAAGGGCCCAUGGUCCUCCUGGUGCUGGAUGAGCUGGACCAGCUGGAGAGCAAGGGGCAGGACGUGCUCUAUACCCUCUUUGGAUGGCCUCAGCUGCCCGGCUCCAGGCUUGUCCUCGUGGGCUUGGCCAACGCUCUGGACCUGACAGACCGCACCCUGUCUCGGCUCGGCGCCCGCCCGACCGGCAGCCCCCGCCUGCUGCACUUCACGCCAUACACCCGGGAGCAGCUCACUGCCAUCCUGCAGGAGCGUCUGGGGCAGGUGGGUGGUGACCCUGUCCUGGACGCUGCCGCACUCCAGUUCUGUGCCCGCAAGGUCUCCGCUGUCUCUGGUGAUGCUCGCAAAGCUCUGGACGUCUGCAGACGUGCUGUGGAGCUGGUGGAGCUGGAGGUGCGGAGCCAGACCCUGCUCAAACCACUGCCCAAGGGUGAAUCCCCAGUGUCCCCUGUUCCCAGACGUGUGGGGCUCCUGCAUGUCUCCCGUGUCAUCUCAGAGGUGUUUGGGGACCGGCUGGCAGCAGGGGGCCAGGGGUCCCGGGACACCUUCCCCCUGCAGCAGAAGGUGCUGCUCUGCUCCCUGCUCCUUCUUGCCCGGCACCGGCAUGCCCGGGAGGUGACACUGGGGAAGCUCCACGACACUUAUAGCCAGGUCUGCCGGCGGCAGCAGCUCCCUGCUGUGGACCAAGCAGAGUGUCUGUCCCUUGUCACCCUCCUGGAGUCCCGUGGUGUUCUCGAGCUGAAGAAAGCCAAGGAGGCCCGGCUGGCCAAGGUCUCCCUGAAGAUGGAGGAGGCAGCAGUGGAGCACGCGCUGCAGGACGUGGUGCUGGUGGGCAGCAUCCUGGCCCAGGGGCUGCAUUAACCCCCUGGCAUCCCCCUCCCUCCCCACAGUCUCUUGGGGCAGACUCUGCUUGCAGUGUGAUUUUGAUGGUGUCUGGGUGGUUUGGCCAGGCUGUGGUAGGAGGAGGGAAAUGACUUCUGUAGGGCUUUGCUGCUGUUUGUUGUGUCCCUCUCUGGG
Calypte anna (Anna's hummingbird) is the source of this 1782-nucleotide messenger RNA. RefSeq names its product cell division cycle 6 (gene CDC6). Lineage: Eukaryota; Metazoa; Chordata; Aves; Apodiformes; Trochilidae. The record is from RefSeq and is a predicted model, not a curated record. Gene Ontology annotation, cellular component: nucleus. Gene Ontology annotation, biological process: DNA replication initiation; cell division; mitotic DNA replication checkpoint signaling. The transcript has 11 exons. Gene Ontology annotation, molecular function: DNA replication origin binding; ATP hydrolysis activity. The coding region runs from base 4 to 1626 and encodes 540 amino acids.